GCCAGCAAGCAAGACCUGCGCGUUCACACCUGACCGACCGACCCUUCGGCGACAGUAGGGCCCGCCUCGUUUGCCGGCCGGCCGGCCGCCGAAGCCGACGCUCGGUGAGCUUCCCCGCCCGCCGCCGGCGCAGCAGCAGGAGAGAUGAACUGGGGGCUGGCAGCCGCCGUGGCGUCCGCCGCUGCCGUCGCGGCCGCGUCCGGCGCCGAGCUCCUCGCCUGCGACUGCGACGCCGCCGCACCGCCGGCCGUCGGGAGGUGCGACGGCCUGCUUCUCUCGCGGCAGCACCACGACGACGAGGCCCGCGAGGGGUCGGCGUCGUUGGCGUCGGCGUCGACGGAGAAGCCUCGCGGCGGAGGCGGCAACAGGUUCGCGCCGCGCUUCGACGGGCUGCGCUUCAUCGAGACGCUCGUCACGGCGCACCGCUGAAAAACGACGCAUCGUCCGGUGGUAAUUCUCGCCAUGAUUCGGCGAUCGAUUGUUGGUGGCGCUUAGGCCAACCAGUUUUGUUAGGACAAUUCGGGCUUCCCUUUCCCCUCUCCUUCGUCUGUGUUUUCUCCUCCUGUUGUCGAUGAUGAUGAUGAUUACUGUGUCCAUCAAUCCGUGCGUGCGUUUGUGUGUGUUUGAGAGAGAGGAUGAAGACUAUAAGCGGCAUCUAAAUUUGAGCACAUACUCUUAAUACUAUGUUCCAUAAUCAUUCAUCACCUUA
Molecule: messenger RNA, 709 nt
Organism: Panicum hallii
Lineage: Eukaryota; Viridiplantae; Streptophyta; Magnoliopsida; Poales; Poaceae
Exons: 2
Coding region: 145-429 (94 amino acids)
Source: RefSeq, a predicted model, not a curated record